UUCUCAUAAUCGUGCACCUACGCGAGCGGUGAUUCCGGAACAAAUACGACAGCGAACGCACGGGCGACACGGCGUAAAGCCCAGUGGUGCAGUUUUUGCGAUGAAUUAACCGCGUCAUCGAAAGACCACAGUGUUUUAUCAGCUGUCAGAACGCGGCGUGCGGUGUUUUUUAUUGAAAUCAUUUUUGUCGCUGUUUUCAUUGAGCAUUUUAUCGAAUGUCACGUACUUUUGUGGUAAAAGCAAUGUUAUCUAAACUGCGAACAUUUAAAGUUAUGACCAUAUCUGUGCCAUAUCAUUUAUCUGAACAGCCAUUUCCUUUUUAUAUUCCAAUUUCGUUAAGUAUUUGUAGUAUAAAAACUUUUUUUAAGAGAUACCUAGAAUAUGAUAGAUUCAUAUACUUUUUGUAUCCAAAGAUGCGAGAUAGGAACAUUUCUCUCUGGUUAUGGCGAUGUAUAGUGCACCAAAUUAAAAGGCCGAACAAUGUUAUUUAACAGAAACGAAUAAAAGUAAAAUUAUGAAUUAACUGAUUUUUCUCGUGGCACGCAGUUUUGCAAAAUAGAAUUCAGUGAGACGGAAUCUAUUGAAAGUCUGACAACGAAAGAUGAAACGGUGGAGGAAUACGGGAGUUGUCUUCUACAAGAGUUUCUUCCGUGUGCCGACAAUUUCUAUGUGUACUUCCCUCACCAUUAAACGAAAGCCAUCGGUCACGAACUAGAGAGAAGACUAUGUUGAAUCCAAUUUGAACCUGGCGUGGCACUCUUGCAUUCCUGUCAACUGGGUCGAAUACCACUGAGAGAACUAGUCGGUGACCAAAGAUCAGUGCGACACUGCCGGAUCAAAUAUCCAUUUCCGUCUCUACCGCCAUAAAGCGUCUGCAUGGCCUGGAACCGGAAAUGACGAGCCCUACCUUUGCGAUGAAACGAACGCGGACGGAGAAAAAUCAAUUUUUUCCCUUGGACUAGUCUCUUACUACAUUAAUAAUCUUCCAGAGCGAAUCUCAUCAAGCGAUAUUUUAAUAUCACGAUUGUUUCAAAAGGCAUUCUCUAUUCUAAAGUGAACGAUGAUUUAAAACAAUCUGAUACUUAAAAAUAUUUGAAUAUAUAAAAGUUAUAAUAACAGUUAAUAAUAAUAUCCAGUUAAUAUUUGCUUUGAUGCUAAUUACCACUACUAUUAUUAUUAUUUUAUUCAUUAUUUUAUACGUAGCAUGAAAUAAAUUUCAAUUAUAGUAUGCAACGAUAAAUACUGACACAAAUAAAUAUACAGAAAAACCGACUUCUCUGAAGAAGUUUUACCAUUUCAUUUACGGUAAUGAAACGAACUUGAGUGUGACGCUCGUCUGUGUGUUAUCUCGUUAUCUAAUCGACGAAACGCAAAUUUCUUGCACGAAAUGAAUGCAAAUAACUUCCUUUUGCUAGUCGUAUCUCGAUAGUUAAAGUAGCGAAUAAAAACGCGAAUAUCAACAUGUACACGUGUAUUAAUUCAUACCAGCGGGAAAUGAGUGUAUUUGCAUAGUGCCUGUGUAAUAUGUGAUAUGUUAAUCGCGAUAAGUGUAACAUGUGUGUGUUGUAUUAGUCGUAUACUGUCUUUUAUUUUUUCACGAGAAAUUGAGAGUCGCAUUGUGAUACUCAGCCAUCACGAUAUAUUUUUUCGCCACAAGUUCCGCCGAGUGAUAUGUUACCAUUUCUUUCUAUUUCGAAAUUGUUCGCGUUUCCACGAGUCAUUUCCAUUUAUUUUGGUAUGGAUUUAUUCUGUUUAUUUAAUAACAUUCGAUUAAACAGCGAAAGUGAUUAAAGGCAGUUGAAAGUAUACCUGCGAUAUACUUUCGCGAUACCAUAAAAUUAAUUACAUGAGAAAAAUCAUUUGGAUCUCCGAAAUCGAGUGAACAUGAACAGUGAGCAGCGAAAACUGAAAACAUUACGGUGCGUUUUAUAGUAGUACUUUUGCUCUUUCAUUACGUGUGGCUUGAGCAAACGACCGGAUACUUGGCGCAAUUAGUUCCGUUCGAGAGCAACGAGAGCAACGAGAAGCACCUGGCCAAGAACGAGAUCGCCACCUAAAUCGACCGGGGUCUCUAUUUUCGUCCUGAGAGAAGCGGGACUAACUCCAUCACGUCGGGCGCAGUCGUCUCUCCAACUCGUCGCGUCGGAUAUGCCCACUAGUGAGCGGGAUCAUGACAAGAUCACCACGACAACCGACAGCAUUAACGGACCCGCCGAUUUCGAUAGAGCCAUCUCCACGACCGGCUAUGGGCUAUUUAAUGUACUGCUGCUACUGGCGGUGCUGCCAAUCGCGUGGACCGCCGUUUUUGACACUACUUCCGGUGCAUUUAUUUUGGCAUCGGCCGAAUGCGAUCUCGAACUCACGUUCUUUCGCAAGGGCGUACUCGUUGCAUUUCCUUACGUAGCUAUGACAGCGACUGCUUUUAUAUGGGAUUACAUAACUCCCUACAUAAGUAUGAAAACGCUGUUCAUCCUCGCAUUAUUAGGUGAUUCGAUUUUGAACAUUGUGAGCAGUGGCGUCCAAUCAUACUAUGUAUUUCUACUAGUCAAAUUUAUCAGCGGAAUCUUGGUAGGUGGCCCGUUGGCGAUGGCGAUGACGUAUCUGACGGAAUUCCAUUCGGCGAAGUACAAGCCCCGCUUCACCACAUGGACGGGAUUUCUCUUCGCCGUGGCGAACAUCGUGCCAGCAGCUCUAGGCUUUACGAUACUACCGUUGGACUGGCACAUCGACAUCCUUGGCCAAGACUACGAUUCUUGGCGUAUAUACCUGCUGAUCUGCUCAAUACCACCCGUCGUCGGCCUCGUGACGGCAACCAUGUUGCCGGAAAGCCCUAAGUACCUCAUGGCAACUGGCAGGUCAGAUGCUGCCUUGAAAUUACUUAGAAGGAUGUAUUGUAUGAACACUAGGCAACCUGCGGAUACGUUCCCGAUAAAAGCGCUGUUCGUUCGGCAAAAGACGCAAUUGGCGCGACCCGUGCUCGAGGCGAGCCUCGAGAGGAUGCGCAUCUCGUUGUACAACACGAAGCUAUUACUGACGACGACGGCUUACCUGCCCGCCUUCUGCUUCGUAAGUUUCCUCCAAUUUGGAAGUAUGCUCGGAUUUAACACGAUGAGGCUGUGGGUGCCGCAACUCUUUAUCAUUCUCAACAACUUCGACGCGGAGAAUUGGACAGCAGAUGGAAGGCAGCCGACUAUAUGCGAGAUGCUGGACCGUCACGCGGCUCUACCGGCCAGGCGAUAUCUCAAUUGCUCCAACUUCGACGACGCGUGUUUCAGGUGGACUAUCAAUCCCGUGAUUUAUCAGAAUUCGACCGUCAUCGCAUCAUCGGCCGUUAUAUUUUCGUUUCUCGCCGGAUUCGUAACGACCACCAAGCUUCGGAAACAGAUCAUAAUGCUCACGGCCCUCCUGAUAUCGGUGGCAAGCAGUUUCGGAAUAAAUUGGGCGCAGUCUCCGCCGUAUAUGCUGACGCUGGCGGCGGCGGUUAUCGUGACGACAAGAAUAGCGGGUAAUAUCGUUACCGCGGUGAAUGUCGACGUUAUUCCCGUCCCAUUAAGAGCCACGAGCACCAGCGUCCUCGUGACCAUUGGAAAUAUCGCCGCUAUCGUGGGAAAUCUCAUUUUCUCCGCACUUCUGAAUACCGAGUGCACCAUCGCUUUCGUGGGAUUGGGUUGUUUCUUCUCCGUCUGCUUCUGUGUAUCUCUAUUCUUCCCGCAACCCGCGAAAGAAUCGCCGGCGAGACCUGCUGAAGUUAGCGCAUCGAAACCGUGAAGAGGGCAACGCACAAGUAUCUUAAACCGCAUGUUCGCAGAAUUGUAAAAAUUCGAUUAAAUGUGUAGUAGCUUGAAAAAGCUCUCGGCUAGGCUGUGAUAUUUAUCUAAAAUAAUUUAUUGGAGAAAGAAUUUAGGGAAAUAUAAUAAGGAAUUCCACGUUAAAUAAAUCUCUUUCUUUCUCGACGAAAGUAGAUGCAAUAUAAUUUUUUACAGAACUUUA
This is a messenger RNA of Vollenhovia emeryi, 3990 nucleotides long. Its product is annotated as solute carrier family 22 member 16-like. NCBI's taxonomy places the organism in Eukaryota, Metazoa, Arthropoda, Insecta, Hymenoptera, Formicidae. The record is from RefSeq and is a predicted model, not a curated record. Gene Ontology annotation, cellular component: membrane. Gene Ontology annotation, biological process: transmembrane transport. Gene Ontology annotation, molecular function: transmembrane transporter activity. The transcript is spliced from 13 exons. The coding region runs from base 2149 to 3768 and encodes 539 amino acids.